Molecule: messenger RNA, 4871 nt
Organism: Gordionus sp. m RMFG-2023
Lineage: Eukaryota; Metazoa; Nematomorpha; Gordioida; Chordodea; Parachordodidae
Exons: 17
Coding region: 107-3784 (1225 amino acids)
Biological process (GO): intracellular signal transduction; protein phosphorylation
Cellular component (GO): cytoplasm
Molecular function (GO): protein serine/threonine kinase activity; ATP binding
Source: RefSeq, a predicted model, not a curated record
UGAUCAAUAUAUUACGUGAAUCCUCACUUAAGUUUGACGAUGACAUGCUAACCUAAAAUUCAAAUGUUUCGUAUAUAUAUUAUACUACAUAGUUAAUAUUAUUGGAAUGGAUAAAUCACAGAAUUCUAAAAGCCUUCAUUCCCCAAGGGUCGGACCUUUUAUAUUGGAAAGGACUAUAGGGAAAGGCAAUUUUGCAGUGGUGAAAUUAGGAAUUCAUUGUGUGACAAAAAUCAAAGUGGCCAUAAAAAUUAUCGACAAAUCUCGGCUCGACCCAGACAACCUAUCCAAAAUUUACCGGGAGAUUCAAAUACUCAAAAUCCUUAGGCAUCCGCAUAUCAUCCGUCUAUACCAAGUGAUGGAAACGGAGAAGAUGAUAUACCUGGUCAUGGAAUACGCCAGUGGCGGAGAGAUUUUUGAUCAUUUGGUGGCACACGGGAGAAUGUCGGAGAAAGAAGCCAGGAAAAAAUUUCGCCAAAUAAUCGUCGCCGUUCAUUACUGUCACCUACACAAUAUCGUGCACAGAGAUCUCAAGGCGGAAAAUUUGCUAUUGGACGCUGGUCUCAACGUUAAGAUAGCUGAUUUCGGCUUCAGCAAUUUUUUCCUUAGAGACAAGCUGCUUACUACUUGGUGCGGCAGUCCGCCUUACGCCGCGCCCGAACUAUUUUUAGGUCGCGAGUAUUUUGGACCUCACGUUGAUAUUUGGAGUUUGGGAGUUCUGUUAUACGUGCUAAUAUGCGGUGCCCUUCCUUUCGACAGCUCAAACCUCCAAACGUUGAGGAAUCGAGUCCUUUCCGGAAAAAUCAGGAUACCCUUUUACAUGUCCACGGAAUGCGAGGGACUCAUAAAAAGCAUGCUAGUCCUCGACCCUCACAAGAGAAUUUCGCUGGCUAAAUUGGUGGAGCACCCCUGGUUAAAAGGGUACCCCCUUAAGAACGGAACUGCAUGCCCGGUGGAGAAUCAGGAUUACGGCAUGUUCCGAUACUUGAUUUCGGAAAAUUUCGACAGGGAACCUAACCUCGAAUAUUCUUCCCUAAGUCUGGAAGAAACAAGAGGGAAGAUCUGCGAAGGGGUCACGGCAGUCGGAUUGGGGAACGAAAGCGUGACGCGAGUCCCAGAAGGAUCCGGUAAUGUAAAUGGACACAUACUCAGGAUAAUGGAGCUCCUUGGUUAUGAUUUAACGAAAACUGUUCAGGCCGUGACCAAAAAUUCUUUUGAUUCUUACUACUCGACCUAUCACCUCUUGCUUGACAAGUACCACAAAACUCUCAAGGUCAUUCGCACUAAUUCGCAAGAACUUUCGCAGCACGAUGUUCAUCUGGUUGGGUUAGAAAAAGAAGACCGAACGGAGUUUUUGCCCUCUCGAGAUAGUUCUACCGAAUACGACAAGAUCAUGAAUUCCGUGACUUCGAAAAUGGCCGCCAUACCUUCGUCGAUCACCAACAACCCAGCCGCUUUUAAUUUGAAUCAGCCAAAACGACAGACCGCUCCCAGCGCAUCUUUCCUCGCGGCAAAUAACGGCACACUACUGUCGUCCGAAAGAGCCCAGAACUCCGUGUUGUUGAACUACCAUUCCUCCAUUGGUCCCAAAAUUAAUCCGAAUUCGGUAUUCGAUAGCGGUUUCGAAACCUUAGACGCCUUUAAUAUAGCGAAUAAUACGGGCACCGCCCACAAAGGUAAAAGGCCGAGGGAGUCGAGCGGGGACUACUCACAAAACGAGCAACACGAUUUAAACGAAUCGUCAAAAGAUAAAGGCCACCAAUCAAAGGAAAAAACGGGAGAAGAGGCGGAAUGGGAUGAGGAAGAUUCGGGGAGCGUUCCAGAAGCAGAAGAGGAGCCGAGGCCCGAGGCGCUGGCCCGCUACCUGGCGAUGCGACGGCAUACAGUAGAAAUGACCACCUCCGAACCGACCUCCCAUGAUGAAUGCCACCCUCACCAAUUGCAGAAUCAAUUACAAACGGAAAUGGCUAUGGAACUUUCAACCGAAAAUUUAACUCUUACCAACCCGAUUCAACGUUUCCUCGACAAUUCCAAGCAAAGGAGAAGGAUGCUGCACAUUAACAAUACGGAAGGAGGCGAAGAUUCUACUUCGACCCUAAUCAACCUAGUGGACUCAUCUAUAGGUCAUGAGCGAACAAACAUCCUGUCUCAAGAAUUCGAUACUAUUCGCUCAAAUACCGGUGACGCGUUAAACCACAAUAUCAACAACGAAAUCAAUAACGGCAAGCAUUUGAAUCCGACGGUACAUCGUAAUAAUGUUUUGGACCCCUUUUCUUACUACCAGCAAUACCUUUGCCGAUACGGCUACGGCCAGAAAUUGCCAGAAAAUGCCGGGCUGCAUUCCCAAAAGGCCUUAUCUCUGAGCUUUCAGCAGCAACAGCAGUUCUUCCAUUUGCAACACCUGAAGUACUUGCAAAGCCUCAACAAGAACGAGCCGAAAACCCCUUCAAAAUCUGGCAACAUUCCCGUGCCGCCCGAGUCCGAUACUGGAUUCGAAAUUGGGGGCCAGAAACUCGCUUGCGAUAAUUUGUCCCUCUUCAACUCGCAUUACUGGAUGUGGUGGGCGCGGAAUACCUACUCCCCUUUCUAUAAUUGCAACAGUCUAAGCAAUCAUAAUAAUAACAACCACAACUAUAUCCAUAAUAACUAUAAUUAUUUAAACAAUGACCCAAACAUACCAUCAGCUUAUCAGUCUCUUUCGCUGAAUUAUAACCUGUCUAAUUUAUACAACAUGCGCUGUCAUUUGAAUGCGACUAAUCAAUCAUCUUCCUCCAAGUUCUUCGAUCCCCGGUUCAAAAUGCCUAUGGAUAUCGAACCCGAUAAAACCAGGGGCUCUCCCGAUAAGUACAAGGAAGACAUAAACAGAUAUCUCAAGAAUAGAGGCGGUCGCAAAAGGAACACCCUGCCAAAUUCGCCCAUCAUGGCGACCACCAUUCCGGAAGGCGACGAAGUUUCCCAGUUCGAAAAUAACCAUCACAUUCUUAAUGCCAACAACGUGGACGCCCCUUUCUUCCCAUCUCAACAUGCCACCGAAAAUUACGAAUACGCCAAACUGAUAAGCGGCGAUUUGAACGGCGAAAUUUGCGAUCAAAACGUCGACAGGUCUCCGCUGCUGAAACAUCUUAGGUCAUCUCACAAACCCGCCCCUCAAACCUUCAACCAAAACCCCGAAAAUGUUCUUAAAUCUCCGAUCAAUUAUUCUCACGAUGAAAAUUCAUUGGAUUGCUCUAGCAAUCGCUGCACAAUUCGAUCAACCCAACCAUGUUCGUUUAAACAACAAUGCUUAACUAAUAAAACAGAUUCCUCUAUAGUCAACCCAGGUAAAUUCGUCGGUAACCAAAACGGCACUGAUGAUCCAAGAAUUCCAAAAUCUGUCAAUCCUCCCGAAUCGGUAUCGCGCCUCUUGCCGCUACCCGACAAUAACGGCGAUAAACUGCGCCUGUCUCAAGCACUCAUUUACUUGUAUCCACCCAGCUGUAAAAAUUACCCGACAAAUAGUCCGAACGAGCUGAGUAGCAGAAUGACAGAGACCCCAAACGAAAGGCUGCACCCUUACGGUUAUCUUAACAAUAACUUUGAACCCAACCCAUUUUUGAGCACUACCGCCAGCCACACCCCAAAUAAUUUCAUGAAGAAGCAUUUUUUCUAUGGCAGGAGACAAUCAGAUGGGUGCCCCCUUGCUACCACUUCCGGUCUGGGAUGCGAAGGGGAUGGUAACUUAAUGGCUACGCUUCUUGUUAACGCGCACAAUAAACCCGUAUUAGAUCUAAGAUCUUGGCAGGAAUAAAUGAAUGAAGGCAAACAUUUAAAAAUACGCCCCCCUUCCUUGAAAAAGGAUUAUUAUUAUAAAAAGAUGAUCUUCGUACGAUAUACAUAUUAUAUUUUUUUAAAUCACUCUUCCCCACAUAUUUUCUCAUUUAACAUAUUUCUUUUUUAUAAUAUAUAUCAUAUUAGUCCAUAGUCAAAGAUUCAAGCAAUUACGCAUCUUUUGAAUGAUUAAAAAAAUAACCUUAAUAACUCCAUAUUUAUUUACCAUGUUAUUAGUCAAAAAAGAUAUUUAAACUUACAUGAUACAUGCCCUUUUUUUUGUAAUUUAUCGGAAAAUUGUAGAUGGCAUCAAUCAUUUAAUUAUAUUUUUCAUUAUUUUUUUUAAGCCCCUAUUUUUAUAUACUUUUUUUUUUUUUAUUACUACAUUCAUUCACUAGGUUAAUAAUAAUGUAAAUAUAAAAUAUAUUAAUUUAUUUUAUUAUUUUUUUUAAAAAAAUACCAUUAUAGGACAAUUAUUUUUGUAAAUAUUAUCUUUAUUGUAAACUCGAUGAAUUAGAAGUUAAAAUAUAUAGACACGUGAUAAUUCAACGUCAUCGGGGUCUUAUACCCACCCCCCUAUGACAAAUUGUAUAAGGGUUAGAUAGCGAUCUCUUUUUUUGGUGACCUUCUCUCGCUCCCGCCACUCAAAUACAUAUAUAAAUUUGUCCCCUAGGAAUAUGAAGAAUAUUUUUUAAAAAAUAUUUGUUAUUAGGAUACCCCUUCUGAAAUGUCUCAGUAUUUUUUUUUUAUCUUGUAAUCUUGUAAAAAAAUAAUAUUCUUAGGUUUUAAAAUUUAUCGCAAGAAAUUUUAACUAAAAAAUUAUUAAAAUUGAUUUGUAUUUUAAUUAUUACUUAAAUUAUAAAUGCUUAAAAAAAAUAUAUAUAUAAAACAUUUAAAAUAUUCAAUUUAUGAUAAAUAAUAUUAAUUUUAUCUAUUCACACAAACGACAAAAAAAAAUGAAAUAUACAUAUAAUUUUUUUUUAUUUAUUAUAUAUAAAUUUAAUUAUAUUUAUAGGAAAUAUCGUAUCACCUUGUAUAAGGUAUGAUGGAUAUUGGAAGGAGAAAAA